AUGGCAGCACGCUUUACGCUGGCGAGUGGCCUUACCAGCAAAGUCAACGCGUUUUCAGCCUACUUGUCCACCUUUUCAAAACGAUCGCUGUCAUUACUAGCACUCUUCACCAUCACCAUCUCGGUCAUAUUCCUUUAUUCAUCCAAUUCACCCAACUUUCUAUCAACAACACCAGAUGGCUUUCGCUUUGGACGCAAUGAAUCACAUCUACUCUCACCAGGAGUGUACGACUGUGGGCACAAGUGUCUCAGGCCCAAAGUGGAACAACUUGAGCCAAAACAGAUUUGGGAAGCAUGUCUCGAUCCCGGUGUUGUACCUGAAUACUAUCUCAGUGUGGUCAUGGUUUCCAGGAACGACAAUUAUGGUGGCGAGCAGUUUCAUCGACUACAAAACGCUAUCGACAGCACCUUUUUAAUGGCUGAAGAAACCAAGACCCCGAUUGAAUUGUUACUCAUUGAAUGGAAUCCACCCGUGGGUCGUCGUCGAAUUCGUGAUGUGUAUCGUUUUCGACGAUCUUCGUAUUUGACCUAUCGUAUCAUUACCGUUUCCCGAGAAAUUCAUGAGGCAUUGCAUGGUGGUGGUAAAGAGGGAUCAAAGAUUUACGAGUUUGAAGGCAAGAAUGUGGGUAUUCGGUUUGCAAGAGGCGAGUUUAUUGUUUGCACCAAUCAAGAUGACAUCUGGUCCCGCAACAUGUAUAAUGCCAUCAUUUCACGUGUAUGGCGUAAAAAGGUCUUUUAUACUCAAUUCCAAGAUAGCCAUAUUCCGUAUCAAAACUUGCCAUCCACCCUCGUCAAGCUUACCAACUUUGCCACAGACGACCAAAUUCUUGAAGCAUGCCCUCAUGACCGAUAUGAACGAGGCCAAUUUCAACUUACUCCUCACAAGGAACUCGACACACAAAACUUUUUGGAGAUCACCAAUGAAGCUAGCGACUUUACUUUGGCACAUCGUGAUACAUGGAAAAUGACCCAUGGCUAUCGGGAAACAGGAGCGAGAUCAUGGAUGGAUAUGGAAUUGUUAUUGACGGCCAGCUGGACACUUGACAUCCCCAUCAAUUACAGCCCAGAGCCUUUUACUUGUCAUCAGCAACACGAAAAGGUUCCUCAUCCCAACACGAAGGAGGACAACCAAGGCGUCGAUGUGGGUCGGAUGAUGAAUGGAGAAGAGAUACAUAUGAACAAGGAAGAUGAAUGGGGUCUGCAAACCAUUGAUUUAUGGUCGCAUGAUCUUCAAUGCGAAGUAUUUCGCGGAGGUAUUGGGAUGUAG
Messenger RNA from Lichtheimia ornata, 1266 nucleotides. RefSeq lists its product as uncharacterized. The transcript has 4 exons. The record is from RefSeq and is a predicted model, not a curated record. The coding region runs from base 1 to 1266 and encodes 421 amino acids. Lineage: Eukaryota; Fungi; Mucoromycota; Mucoromycetes; Mucorales; Lichtheimiaceae.